This is a messenger RNA of Musca domestica (house fly), 7304 nucleotides long. RefSeq names its product protein phosphatase Slingshot (gene ssh). Gene Ontology annotation, biological process: protein dephosphorylation; actin cytoskeleton organization; negative regulation of actin filament polymerization. The record is from RefSeq and is a predicted model, not a curated record. NCBI's taxonomy places the organism in Eukaryota, Metazoa, Arthropoda, Insecta, Diptera, Muscidae. Gene Ontology annotation, cellular component: cytoplasm. Gene Ontology annotation, molecular function: actin binding; protein tyrosine/serine/threonine phosphatase activity. The coding region runs from base 485 to 4783 and encodes 1432 amino acids. The transcript has 8 exons.
AAUGUCUUGAAAUGUCGCUGCCAGUGUAUGUGUGAAAAGAGGAAAAAUUACGAUAUUUUUCUUUUGUUAGAAGUUAAACAAGGAAAAAUUACAAAUAAUCGCGAUAGCAUUUUAUAAAAUUAGUAAAUAAUAACUUAUAAUGUCUACGACGGAAAGCAAAGAUUCGAAAGAGAGCUAAUAGUAUUUUAUGAAAUAAAAAAAAUCGAUUGCAAAAAAUGAAUUUGUGCAACAAAUGUAAAAGCUGAAGACAAGAAGACGACGGGAAAAAUCUGUGCAAAAAAUAUAUUAAGGAAAUCGAGACGACAAGUAAAAUAUAAGUGUAUGGUGUGUGUAUAAAAAGCCGUUGCAGAGGCCACCAAUUUUUUUAAAGAAGAAAACAACAAGAAUAUCUUGAAGGCGAUAGGACGGCAAACGUCGUUCCAAAUAGGCGACAAAAAACACAAAAGUCUUUGUGGACAAAGGAGAAGUUUCCAUUGUGGAGAAAAUGGCUUUGGUGACAGUACAACGUUCACCAAGUGUCACUGGUUCCCCACAAUGUUCCAAUUCGGAUAGCGAAGCCGAUGAAGAGGAGGGUAGCAAACAUGAAAAAAGUUCUAGCGAAUGUUUCUUUGCUGGCAAAGGCACCGCAUUAGUAUUAGCGCUCAAAGAUAUUCCACAAUACUCUGAACGUCGUCUGAGCACGGAUUCAAUAAGAUCAACAAACAGCACACAAAGUAAUAAUUCUGAUAUUCAACACCACUUGCAGUCGAUGUUUUAUUUGUUAAGACACGAGGAAACAUUGAAAAUGGCUGUAAAACUGGAAUCACAGCGUACAAAUCGUACACGUUAUAUUGUGAUUGCAUCACGUUGUUGCUAUCGUCCUACAACCACCGAAAGACGUAAUAAAAUAAUGCGUCAUAAUUCAGCCAGAAUGUCGACAUCGUCAUCGUGUUCUUUGUCAUCAACAACAAAUGCGUCGUCUGCGUCUGUCUCUGCAACACAACAAACAUUUGGUAACGUGGGAACAGCACGUCAACUAUCGAUGGAUGGUACCAAAAGUUCAACGCAGCAGCAGCAGCAACAGCAUUUGCAACAAAUAGACGAUAGCUGGGUGGAAAUGCGUGAUAAACGUUUGUCAAAUAUCUCGACAACAAAUCGUCAAAGUCUUAAAUGUGAUGCUUCCGAAAGGACUUGUGCUUCGGGAGAUAAUAAUAAAAAUGGUAAUAUGACGGCGACGUUAAAAAAUUCAACUGCCAAUAUUUUGAAUCCUUCGAAUCCUUCUGCAACAGCGGCUAAUACGGGAAAUGCACCUUCUGACCAAGACUAUGUAGGUGUAGAGGAAUCAUGCAUACUUGGCAUUGACUAUAAUGAGAGGGCAACAAUUGGUUUGGUUGUGCCAAUUUUAGCUGAUACCACAAUACAUUUGGAUGGCGAUGGAGGUUUCAGCGUGUCGGUAUUUGGCAAGACUCAUAUUUUUAAGCCAGUUUCUGUACAAGCAAUGUGGUCUGCAUUGCAAACCCUACAUAAAGUAUCCCAAAAGGCUCGUGAGAAUAACUUUUAUCCCGGUGGACCUUCACAUGAUUGGCUAUCCUUUUAUGAAAGUCGCAUAGAAUCAGAACAAUCAUGUUUAAAUGAAUGGAAUGCUAUGGACUCUCUCGAAAGUCGUCGGCCACCAUCACCGGAUGCCAUACGAAACAAACCCACUGCAAAAGAAGAAACAGAAGGAGUUAUCAAAAUGAAAUUAAAAGAAAUAAUGAUGUCCGUUGAUUUAGAUGAAGUCACUUCCAAAUAUAUACGCAGUCGUUUGGAAGAACAUUUAGAUAUGGAUUUGGGUGAAUACAAAUCAUUUAUUGACGCAGAAAUGCUAAUGAUAUUAGGACAAAUGGAUGCUCCCACCGAAAUAUUUGAACAUGUUUAUUUGGGCUCGGAAUGGAAUGCUAGCAAUUUGGAAGAGUUACAGAAAAAUGGAGUUCGUCACAUUUUGAAUGUAACUCGUGAAAUCGACAAUUUCUUUCCGGGCAUGUUCGACUAUCUGAAUGUACGUGUUUAUGAUGAUGAGAAAACUAAUUUACUUAAACACUGGGACAAUACAUUUCGUUAUAUAACCCGAGCUAAGGCCGAGGGAUCUAAAGUGUUGGUCCACUGUAAAAUGGGCGUGAGUCGCUCAGCCUCGGUUGUUAUAGCAUAUGCCAUGAAAGCCUAUAAUUGGGAAUUCCAAAAAGCCCUACAGCAUGUCAAGGAAAGACGCAGCUGCAUAAAGCCCAAUAAAAACUUUCUAAACCAAUUGGAAACCUAUCGAGGAAUGUUAGAUGCCAUGAAAAAUAAAGAAAAACUGCAGCGCAGUAAAAGUGAAACAAAUUUGAAGAGCACAAAGGAUGCCCGUCUUUUGCCGGGUAGUGAACCCACACCCUUGAUACAAGCCCUCAAUCAGUCGAAAUCCAAAUCUGGUGGUGAUAGUAACGACGCCAUAGAUGGACAUAGCAAUUCAUCUGCCUUAGAUAAUUUGGUGCCUGCUAGCGCAACAAAAUUGGCACGACCAACAGCUCGUAGUGACCACAAACAUCGACGAUUAAUGCGUAGAUCCAGCAGUACUUCGCCACGUACAAUACAAACACCAAUGUCAUCUAUAAUCGUUAUGAAACAACAAUCGCAGAGCUUGGAACAUUUGACGCCCGAUCGUAGCAUAGCAGAAGAACCAAAAAACAUGCGUUUCCCCGGCAGUAAUGGGGAAAACUAUAGUGUUACACAAAACCAAGUAUUACACAUACAAAAGCACACUCCUCCACCCUCCUCAUCAUCGCUAAGAGCCCAGUCAACACCACCGCCAACGUUGGUGGAGUGCGGAAGUCCAUUGCAAAAGAUGCAAACUUCACCGCCUGCUGCCACCUCUGUACGUACCAUAGUUCACGACUUAGAGAAUCAUCAAAUACACGAUCCUUCGCGAAGAAUAGCGGAUGAUCGCAAAUCCUUGAAUUUGGCAUUUGCUAAGACAGCAGAAGAUGCCGAAGAGUGUUUCAGAAGUGCCGAAAUACCACAAUCUUCAGCUGCUGGUACUGACGGCAGCAGUACCAGGAAGAUGGGGAGUCCUGUUUGGACCUCAUCCGCCAAGUUAAUAACACAAACUUCCAACAUUAAUACUAGUGUUGCGUCCCUAAAUCGUGAAGAAGCCAUACAAAAACCACGUCCGCAUUCUCGCAAAACGCAAUCAUGGGCUGCAACCAGUGGUGGUAUUAUAAUGGAUAGUGCCGUGCAGGGUUCCAGCAGCAGCAUCGAUUCCAUUUCAACCCAAACUUCAGCACCAGCAGCAAUUCCAGCUACUCCAGGUUCAGCAGCUGUGUAUGAAGGUCUAGUGAAAACACGUUCCCGCCAAAGAGAAUUGCCCUCGCGCCAUGCCUCCUGGGGUUCUGGUGACAAUCGUAGCGGUAUGCCAAUGCGCAACAGCUCCUGGGGAGCUUUUGACACAAAUCGCAAUAGUUGCCAGUAUGCCAGCGCCUUCAAUCAACACGUCAAUGCAAAUGCCAUUUUUGAAGGGCAAAUUCAUGAACUUAAUAAGAGUAAUAAGACUGCCUCGGCCGAGAGCCGAUCAACUCAUGGUCCACAGCAACAACAUCACCAUUAUGGUACCGUGAAACGAACUAAACAAAAAUUGGAAGAGUCGACAGCCCUAAAAAAGCUCUGCCAAGAAAAUGGUAGUGGAUCUGAAUGUGCCAGCAAUGCGUCCUCCAAUACUAAUGAAGCUGGCGAUGAUGCCGUGUAUACAAAACGAAGUUCCAAUUUAUAUCGUUCGGCGUCGGCUGCAGCGGGAACACGAACUCGUUUUGCUCAACGCUGUAACAGUGAAGAAAUUGUACCUAGUGGAGGUGGCAAUGUUACCACCCACUGUUCACUUGUGACCUCAGGAAGGCGCAGUGAUGGUAAUCGUCCAGCCACAGCUGACAUAUUUUCUGUGUCAGCUCCUGAGACCUACACCAUGUCUGACAUUGAGAACAAAAACACUUUAACCGGAAAUGGUAGUGAUGAAGAAAAUGUGAUCUUAAGAAGGCCAGACAAUCAAAUAGCUUGUACAACUGAGGAUCAACGAGUCUCGGGCAAUGUUCAAAUUCUUAAGAAGAGCUUUGAAGCAAAGGCAGGUGGUGGUAGUGGAGGUAACGUUGGCACUAAUGCAGCGGCCAAUCAGCCAACAAUCAAUCCAACAACUGGUAACAUUUGUUCCUCCAGUAAACCAACCAAGGGACAUCAAUCACUGCCAUCAUCACCAGUAGCUCAACAUGUGGAUCAUCAACAUCAAACAAAAACGAACGCAUUUCUAGAACAGCAUAUGACAACAUCAUCAACAACUGAACAAUGUGAUCGUAAUGUAAAGGGUUUAGUGCAUAAAUAUCAGACAUCGUCGUCGUCGUCAUCAUCAUCAUCGAGCUCAAGUGUAACGACGACAUCAAAAUCAAUAACGAAUCAAUCAACUUGUACAAGGGCCACCGCAGUGGGGACGACGACAGAAAGCUCACAGAGAGUUGUUAAGGCCCGACCAAGUUCUUGUUAUGAACCUCAGAGAUCUUUGACAGGCAAGCCACAUGAGUUUAGCGAAAGUCGACCCCCACCAGCACCGCAAAGAUUGCCAUCAGCCAAUGCUACUAUAUCCAGCCAGCCAGUUCAUCACCAUCAUCAUCUAAACGAGGGAGUAUUAACGCAACAACAGCAGCCGCCACAACAGAGACGUUUGCAACAACAUGGAAAAACUCAUCCACUCACAAUGCUAAACUUACAAAAGCAAAGCUUCAAUGCAGCCGCUUACAAUACAAUGUAAUGAUGAUCUUAUUACAAACAAAACAAAACAGAAAACAAAUUGAACCGUUAUCGAAUCAAAACAAAAUUCUCAAAGAAACAAAAAAACAAAACAUAUAUACAUUUCAAUCAAAUCUCCACCAUUAUCAUCCCCACAGCAUAAUCACCCUCUAACAUGGUAUUGUCAUAUUUUAAAUGAUCCACAAUCACAAAACCACAGCAUUACUAUUUUUUUAUCAAACACACACACAGUCACACAAACGCAUACAUAACGUACCCUGUAUAAGUGCAUUCAACAUCAUCAUCAUCAUCAUCACUUCACCCGCAAUAAAAAAUCGACAAAACUUAUGACGCGACCCAUUCUCUUAUUGUGUGUCACAUUAUUAUUCCGCUUUUUCUUUUCAUCCAUCAUUAUUAUUAUAUUAUAAUUAUAAACAAGUGUUAUGUGUUAUUAUUUAUAUAUAUAUUGUCCUCUUUUGUUUUCAUUGUAUUCACAAAACAAACAAGCAACCAAGAAGCAAACAAACGGAAAAUUAAUUGUAUUUUAAUUACAUUGAAUUUUGCUGUUUUCUUUUCCAUUUUGUUCUCCACCUCCACAACGCUCUCUCUCUCUCUCAUAUCCCUAUCAAUGUAAGUGUUCUUUGGAAAUGUACUCUGUUACAAUAUCUCAUUGGUAUUUAUAUAACUGUACAUACUAUUUUAUAGACAACAUUUCGGCUGUCGUUGAUCGUGGUAUAGAUUAUUUUUGUUUUAUACACAAAUCCGAACUUUUUCAUUUAAAAGAUCUCGAAGUUUGCAUGCAAUCAUUUUAUUUUAUUUAUUAAAAAAAAUCAAGUCCAGUUUAUGAAUGUCGAAAGAAAAUGAUUGCAAAUGAAAAAUACUAAUUCCAUGUGUUUUCAAAAUUUUUGUUUAAUUGAAAAAAAAACAAAAAUUAAAAACAGUUGUCAGACGUAGAUAUUUUUGUGCAAGAAAAAUGGAAAUUAUUUAUGUUUAGAAAAGGGGCAAAUUUCACGUUUACAAAGUGGCGAUUUUUUGCGUAUUCUAGAAUAGAGUCUAUUGUUGCGUGAUUUCGCUUUGUGGUCACAACUAAGUGCUUGUUUAGUGAGGGAAAACAUACAAAAUUCUUUGGGUGUUGACUUUAAAAAUGUUCAUUGAAGUAGCCAUGGCACUGCAAUCAUCAUGUCAAAGGAGUCCAAUUCAUUAAUACAUUGUCAAACAGUACUAUAUUGCUAAUAAACGGUCGUUUUUCAUUUUACCUCUUUCUGAUCAUCUAGGAUCGACAUGGCCACCUCUAAUGAGGUGCAGUAUCUGGCUGCAGUAACUCUCAAUUUUAGGGAAAAACUCUUAGUCAUGACAAGGCUAUGAAAUGGAAAGGCAAUUUUAUGUACAGAAAAUUCAAUAAAUGUUAGAUAUUUUUAAUUUUGAAUCACAAUUCUCCAAGAAUAAAAUGUUCAUUGGGCGUAUGAUGAAUAUACCGUUUGAUGUUAUACGUUAGGGUGUCCUUGCUCUUGGCAACAACAUGCAUAGGCCUUUAAACAAAUACCUCAACUUUAUAUCAUUUUGGCCCAAAUCAAAAUUUUAAAUCUUUUCAAAAAACUGUAUUUCGUAAUCAAAUGUCUAAAACAUACAUACAUGUUAUUAAUACUAUCAAUUAUGUUUUGUCUUGAGAUUUCAAUUACCGCCGCAUUUCCAUUUCCGCCUUUUGUUAUGACAACAAAAAAAUGUCUGACGUUUUCUGUGUUGCCAUUUGAUCGAUUGCAUUGUCUUGAUAACUUCGAAACAUUUUCAUUUUGUACAAAUUUUCCAUAUUAUCCCCGCAAUUAAAAAAAUUUUUAAACACCUUAUUUUUUUUACUCCCUUUUUGUCUUUAUCAAACUUCCUAAAACUGAAAUAUUUUUACAGAUUUUUUCGCAUGUUACGCUCGGUCAAGUACACGUUUGACUACACCAAAAUAAUAUGCUAUUAUAACAACCAUACAGCGAACAGCCAACAAUAAUACCAAGCUACAACUCCAUUUAUUGCGUUUAAUAUGAAAUUUAAUUUUACAAGUAUGCACACCCACAUACACACCCCAACGGUAUUAUGCAACUAAUUUUGCGUUAUUAACUAACAACAACACAGCCAGUCGGAAAAGUAAAUCCUAUUUGAAUUUUCCAUUGUUCCACACUUUUAUGAUCUAACUUUCUCCAAUUAUUAUCCAGUAUGCUAUGCUUUAUUAUUUCUAAAUAUUAUUCAUUCUUUUUAUUUAUAUGUUUUUUAAACAUUGUAUUGUACUUUUUUUAUAGAACAUUUAUAAAAACAUUCAAUUUGUCAUAAAUUUCAAACCACACAAAACAAGCAAAGGACAUGCAAAACAUAAUUACGUUGGACGUCAGUCACCAAUAUUCAUUUAUCAGUAGAAAACUUGAUUUGUUAGGGGACAAAGUGGAUUCUAAAUACCACGUAAUCUUCUUUUCAUUCAGUUUUCUUUGACAGACUAAAUGAAACCAUUCGUGCCUGGCGGCCGUACUAAAACCCAAUUAUCUUUUUGUGAAAACCACAAG